This is a messenger RNA of Rhinocladiella mackenziei CBS 650.93, 2694 nucleotides long. RefSeq lists its product as uncharacterized. Bases 1 to 2694 code for a protein of 897 amino acids. NCBI's taxonomy places the organism in Eukaryota, Fungi, Ascomycota, Eurotiomycetes, Chaetothyriales, Herpotrichiellaceae. The record is from RefSeq and is a predicted model, not a curated record. The transcript has a single exon.
AUGCGGCCGUUCAAGUCAAACAAGUCGCAGGCCUCCAUUGAAGAUCGAUUGACGAGCUCGCGCGACGGGAGUCCUACGCAGCCAGAACACCAGCACCCCAGCGGCGUCUACGGUGGAGCUCAAUUUGAUCUCGCCCAUCCAGACCGCUACACUCAAGAACAGCCACCGGCCCUGAGUGAUAAUCAAUAUCAAGUCCAAGAUCGUCCGGCCCAUACCCAGCCUCAUCCUGCUCCGCCGUUGUCCCGCAUUCAAAGCGGUCGCACCCCUUCUGUCGGCGAAGUGUAUGGCGCACAACGACCCAGUGUGAAUAUUGUUCCCCUGCCGUCACAACAACCAUCUGUCGUUCCCGAAGGUCCCGCGCCGAUUCCUGGCCAGACCUCCUUUGGCGCAUCGAGACAAGUCCGAACCGAUCGUGACAAAGACCAUAAGCGGUCCAAGCUGAGCUUCAUCACCGGGUUCAUCAAGGACAAGGCGAAAGACGAGGACAAGGAGAGAGAGAAAGAGAAGGAAAACGCUCCCGCUGAGCGUAAAGGUCUUGGUCGAUCGAGCUCUGUACACCUUCUGAGGAAAUCUCAUCCGUCUGAUCCGACGGCGCGAGAGUCAUACUCCACACAAACCUCCCCGGUGUACCAGACACGACAUUCGGUAUAUUAUCCUUCCCCGGAGAUUUCGGUCCCAACUCAGCCAUCCGACCAAUCUCACCACGAACAAUAUCAGAGAACUCCAGGCCAAUUCGACUCACCGCAAAGCCAAUCCACCCAUCAAACGGUUGACUACACGGAAGACGCCCCUCACUUCAAUCCAGAACAGGAGCAAUAUCAGGCCUACCACCAAACCGAGCCCGCUAAUACCUCGGAGCAAUAUCUACCUUAUCAAGGACCGUCUUCUCGACCAAGCAACGUAGAAUCCGAUCCGUAUCAACACCUUCGACCACCUUCACAAGCCUCUCUGGGGCCUCCGUCUCCCAUAGCCAACCCUCCUCACCCUCCAGCUCUUCAAGAAUCUCGUCCCUCCACGGCUGCCACCAACAGGUAUUCGGCUCAGUCGGCCACUCAGGGUCAACAGCCGCCGCACCUGGUCAUGGCAAGAGGCGAGCCACCCAACGGAAGCCUUCGCCAACAGAUUUCACAGCGAGAACCCCGGACCGAAGAACACAACCAGUAUCCCAGCCAACAGGACCCGAGAGUCAGAAUGUCGCAGCAAGCUUCUGAGCAAGGACGGAACACACCUCCCCCCAGAAGCCGAGAGGAUAUCAGCCAGCUGGAUUAUCAUCAGCUCCUGCAACGUCAUGAAGAAUUGCAAGCCAAGUAUUCUAAAGUCAAGCGGUACUAUUUUGAAAGAGAGGCCCAAGUCACUCAGCUGCAGAACACCGUGGCCAACCAACGUCUGUCGAUGUCCAAGACGUCCCUAGAUGAUGCUCAAUACACGGCGAGGUUUGAGCGACUGAGUCAGGCCAUCAACAACCUUUCUUUCAACAUCCGGAAGAAUUGGCGGGCGGUCCCACCAUGGCUCCGCCAUGUGUGCAAUCAGGACGCUCAUACGGUUGGCACGAAAGAGAUGACGGCUGUCGGCCGAGCAUGCAUCACCCGUUGGUUGUUUGAGAGUAUAUUCGAACGCACAUUCCACCCCGGCAUUGAUCCGGGACUCUCGGCACAAUUGAAGAAUGUUGAGAGAAAUCUUCGACGGGGAGGACAAGCCGGCAUGCUGUUGACCGAUGAGCAGCGCGAUGAUCUGAUCACCAAAAUCACCACCUGGCGACUGACGACGAUCGAGGGACUUCAAGACGUCCUCGCCUCGCACCAAGCUGAGCAAUAUACCGAGAACCUCAACAAAAUGUUCACCCACCAACUCACCGAGUCCCUCAAAGCGAACCUGACAGACCCGCCGCCUCCUGGCCUGAGUGAUGGGGUCGGUAUGAUUGUGGUACAAGCUAUUGGCAUUGCGUCCAAUCUUCCCCUCGAGUCUCGCGACAUCUGUAUCGAGUAUUUUAUGCCGGGCACACCCGUAAACGAGACGUAUAUGAAAAUUGAGCCACAAAUGACCCCAUUGACCAACCCGGGGCCGGACGAACGUUUACUCGCGAUGCAGGCAGCUCAGGCCCAAGCGCAAGCACAACAGGCCAUGCAAGAAGCUCCAGAAGGUGACGAAAUGAGCACGGCCAGCACAGAGGAUGGCCCACGCGACCGCGAUGUGGAGGCGGAAAUCCGCGAAGCUGCCGGGAAAGCCGCUUCACAAACGACACAACCAUCUGGCGCGGGAGGGCAGCACGGCCGGUCCGAGGGACUGAGCAACCAGGGGUCGGUCAAGGGAUCAAACGAUAAGCAGUCGAAGAAGUCGAGCUUCUUGGGCGGUCUCGUCGGCAAGAAGCCUCCUCCAGCAUCCCGUUCCGAAAACCGGGUUGGAGGAGAAGGCGGAGCGAAUACGUCGCCGGGCAAUAACGGCGACGACCAACGUGGCAACGUUAGGGAGAGUAUGGCAGUGGAUCCGUCGCAAUUGAUUCCUCCUCCUGGCGCCAAUGAGGGUCGAAUCCGGUUUGCGGCGUUCCUGGCUGUCGAAGUGAGAGGCAAGGGUCCUGGUGCGAAUGCGGCGGCAUCAUCCGGGGGUGGCUCUGGGAAGGAACCCGGAUCUGCCGCAGGAGGGGUACGGGAGAACUCUGUCAAUGUGCUGUUCAAGGCGCCGGUUUAUGAGUAUUAA